This is a messenger RNA of Aspergillus alliaceus, 5463 nucleotides long. RefSeq names its product putative endosomal peripheral membrane protein (Mon2). The coding region runs from base 220 to 5346 and encodes 1708 amino acids. The record is from RefSeq and is a predicted model, not a curated record. Lineage: Eukaryota; Fungi; Ascomycota; Eurotiomycetes; Eurotiales; Aspergillaceae. The transcript has 6 exons.
GGGGAUAAUUAAAAGGCACGGAUGGUUCGCACGCCAUUCCUAUGAACGUAUAUGGCAUCGUUGGUCAUAAAAUCCUGAACCAUUUAUGUAUAUCUCGUGGUUUCCAACAAACAAUCAGUCAAACCCUGGAUGAAACCAUAUCUGGUUUCUACUUAAUUGUUGAUCUCAAGGCAACCUCGAGCGACGUUUGCCAUGAUCUGACCCAACAACUAGUUGGAAAUGUCCUCCCAGCUUCUACAGGCAGAGCUCUUGAACCUCAUUCAAGAGUCCAAGAGAAAGAAUUCUGAUUUGCGACAUGCGGCUGAAGAGUCUCUCAAUGAACUCAAAGCAUUGCCCUCGACUUCAGAGGCUCAAAUUGCUGCGGAUCUGGUGCGCAAACCUAAGUUUGUCGAUCCAUUCAUCUUAGCCUGCCAUACUCGCCAUACGAAACUCGCAGGAAUUGGGGUUGUUUGUCUACAAAGGCUGGUGGCAUCCCGGGCGCUGCCGUCCGGGAGAUUGAAAGAUGUUCUCGGUGGGCUAAAGGAAACAACGAAUCUAAGUCUGGAAAUCCAGCUCAAAAUUCUCCAAUCUCUACCUUCUCUGUUACAGCAUUACUCGAAUGACCUAGGCGGAGAGCUUCUUGUAACCACAUUAGAGAUAUGUGCCACGCUACAAGCAAGCAAGACUCUUGCGCUUUCUAGUACGGCAGCGGCUACGUUACAACAGCUAGUAGUAUCGACCUUUGAGCGAGUUUCGAUUGAAGACAAAAAUCCUCAGGAGUCUGGGCCAAAGGUAACCGUCAAAGUUGAUGGUAGCUCCGUAGAUAUCGGAUAUUUUGCGUACGAUGCUUUACGAGUCUUAGACGAUCUUUGUCGUCUUGCAGAUGGCGAGCAGUUACAGUUUCUACGAAUCAAGUCGCUAUCUCCAACAUUCACUCUAGAGCUUAUUGAAAGCGUUCUGAUCAACACUGGCCGCCUCUUUGUUGGCCAUGCGGAGCUCACGCACGUACUGAGAACCCGGCUUAUGCCGAUGACUGUGAGAUAUCUGUCUGAAAGGCACUCCUUCGCUCAAACUGUGCGCGUCGCUCGGAUUCUCCUCGUCCUCCUAAAGCGUCACAUGUCUCUCCUUCCUGCAGAAUGCGAGAUGGCUCUUGGUUUACUAACACAUCUCCUUGAACCCGAUGGAAACUUGCCAUGGAAGCGAGUCCUUUGCAUGGAGGUGUUUCGAGGACUGUAUACCGAGCCGGGGCAAGUACGGCUUAUCUACUCGCUCUACGAUGGCGAUGAGAGGAGGAAAAAUAUUCUCAAAGAGCAUAUGGCUGCUCUCGUUCGUCUAUCGUCUGAGAAACCUUCGUUGAUUGGCCUUAGCAGUCGUUCAACAGUGCCUUCGAAGGCUGAGCACUCGAGAUCCAUUACUGAGGAACAGAUUACUCUCGAAGCAGGUGGUGUCGCGGGUGUAAUUGGAACCUCUGUCUCAUCCCCGGAUACUAGUGUUCCGGGCAUCAGCAACCAGUGGAGUACUGUCCGCACACUCUACAUGGAGCUACUUGACAAGACCGAUCCCCCACCGCCUCCAGAGACUUAUAUAUAUAGCCUUGUGCUUAAUUGUAUUUCGUCUUUCGCUGAAGGCCUUGCCAAAUUCAUCCUUCCGUUAACGGUGCCCGAUCUAAAACAAAAACGGAGAAGUCGGAUUGCACACCCAGACCAAGGUGUGGACUCUGCUAGACCUUCCCAUGAUCUUCAGAGGACGGACUCAAGAAGUACUCAGAAGCAAGAUGCUAAGAGAUCACCCGUACCGCUUAAUCCCCUGGAUUUGGAAUCUCAUUCCCAGUUUGGGGCAAUCAAGACUUGUGCUGGAAUCAUCGAGAAUUGCUGGCCUGCUGUCCUUGCGGCAUGCUCCACCUUCCUAUACGCAUCACUAGAUGACGAUUUCUACCACAACCUCGUUCGAUCAUUUCAGAAACUGACCCACGUUGCUGGUCUUCUUAGGCUAUCUACCCCUAGGGAUGCCCUCUUGACAACGCUCGGAAAGGCGGCCAUGCCAGUUGAUGGAGGUGGUGUCAAAUCCAUGGCUCAUCCGGCGGUCGCGUCUGCUUCCCACCAUGGCCAUACCGCAGAGGAGAGAAGAAAAAGCAGAGAGGUGGCUCUCGGUGCUCCGGUAUCCGAGACACCUUCAGAUGUUCCCUCCGUCUCUAUCAACACAAGAAAUCUCUUAUGUUUGCGUGCGCUCCUAAACCUGGGGAUUGCCCUUGGUCCUACUCUAGACCAGCCGGCCUGGUCUAUUAUUCUAGGUACGCUGCAGGAUACAGGCUUGUUAAUAAACACGUACUCAACUGGAGCCGAAGCUCCAUCAGCGCUUGAUGGCUCUAGGGUUAGCCUUGGGGGUGAGAUCAUUGCUGUCCAAACAGCCUCUGCUAAGAUGUUUGAGAGCACAAGUGACUAUCCGAGUGAUUCAUUCCGGGAGUUUCUAGCCGCACUCUUAGAUCUUUCCGAAGCAACUGAGAUGCCCCCAUCAGUAGAGUCAUCUGAAAAAACAGCAGGCCACAUACAUUCAGCACAGGCCCGACCUGGCUUUGUGCGCAGGAGUACUCGCCGUGUCUCGCUCGUCGUGGGCAAGUUCAAGACACAAGAUGAAGAGCUAAAAUUUGUCUUGGACAAAGCGAGCGAGCUAUCAAGAGCGAAUUUGGAACGGUUGUCAUCAUUAGUUGAGAGCGACCAUGAAGCUUGGCAGCUACUGACGCAAAGGCUUAUGUCAACUGCGGCAGACGCAUCAAUUAGCCAAAACCUCCGGUUACGAGCUAACGAAGUACUGAACACGCUUGUAUUUCAAACUAUGAAGCAGAUGGGAACUGACGAUGACCAAGCGCGGAAUUCUCGGCAAAUGAGGAAUCUAGGAACUCUGAGGAUGCAGAUUCAAUUGCUUUACGAUUCAAGUGCUUGCUCAGCGGGGUCACCAUCUGCGCCUGUUACUGAGAUCCAUGAGCAAAGCCUGGAAACCGUGAAAAAUAUCUUAGAGCAAUAUGCAGAAGGCUUCACAGGUGGAUGGGCUGUUGUUUUUGACCUUAUUUCUAGCGUGUUUGGACACUGUCCAGCUGAAGAAAAGAGAGGAAUUAAGACCGCUACUAAUAGCCACAAGACGGCUUUGGUAGCAGAUUCGCAUCGCCUUAUUCGAAUUGCCUAUAAGUCCCUACAGCUUAUUGCAUCUGAUUUCAUCGCGCUACUCCCACAGUCCUGUCGUUUGAGCCUUGUGGAUUCGUUUUCCAAGUUUGCUCUACAGCAACAGGAUUUCAAUAUCUCGUUGACCACGACGUCAUCGUUUUGGAACGUAUCAGACUUUCUUCAGGGACAAAUCGAAAACUUUUCUAUCGAGUCCCACGUUGAUGUCUCGGUGAGCGAAGAAACUCUCGUGGCACUAGCUAAUGGCGAUGACUCUUCCAUAUCCCGGAAUGCCUUGUGGCUGCUACUUUUGUUGCGGAUCGUAGACCUUACAACAGACAACAGGGCCGAAAUUCGAAACUGUGCAGUUCACACACUCCUAAGGAUUUUCGAUGCUUAUGGCCAACAACUGUCUCCUAAGGCAUGGCGUUUAUGUCUCAAUUGCGUGUUGUUUCGGAUGAUGGAGGAGAUCGAACUGAAGUUGGUAGAAGUGUGCGGUCCGGUCACCAAAACAGUCUCCGAUGAAUUCAAGUCUUGGGUGGAAACAUCUGUUGUUACCAUCAAAGGGUUGUCAGACCUGAUCACGAACUUUUUUGAACCUAUCAUUCGGGACGCGGAGUUUGACCAGUCUUGGGAACGACUCUUGGCCUACUUCCAGAAGUUAACCACCUUGCGGAUACUAGAACUCAGUGAAGCAGUGUACUUGAGUUUGUCUAAUGUCCUCGUCCGUGUGCAGGGUCCAGAUAAGUUCAGCAAAUCGUCCCUACAGUCUACAUGGGCACUAUGGCUAGACGGCCACCCAGCCGAUAGGGAAGACUUGCUGGACUUGGACCGCUCGAAUCAAGACGCUGCAAUAGCAUAUCUAAAAGCCUUCCAGCAAGUGUAUCGCUUAUAUAAAGAUGAUCUGAGAAGCCGUGAUGUUGAAAAGAUCCUCUACAGUAUGCGAUUACUUGUGUGGCAUUCUAUUUCACCGCGAUAUUCUACAGACAUUGACCGCCCAUCUAAACUGCAAUCAAUGGUUAUAGAUUGUAUGAGAACGAUAUGUGCCGACAAGGAAGAUUCUCAAACAGAAAUUCUUGCAUGUAUUGCGGAUUUUGCUGAUUCUGCAUUGACGAAAUGGUCACCAGGGAGCGAUCCGAGAAAACCAACCUACGUUGCCUUUUCAAAAGGCACAGUAGACCUCUUGAGCUGGUAUAUCACUGAUUUUGGUAUCAAAAGAGAGAUAUUUGGCAACGGCUCUCUGGCAGCUGUUCUCGAGCACCUGGCCAACCCUAUCGUGCAGAGAUAUGAAUGGCCUGGAAAGGACCGCGAGCCCAACCUAUGGCAAAUAUCAGCAACUACGUCGCUAAACAUUCUUCAAGUAGCCCUUCCUUAUGUUUUGAAUGAGUGCGAAAAGUCAACCCAGGCAGAGAUCUCCCGUUUCUGGAAGUGCGUUGUGGACAUCGCAAAUGGCUUGGUCUCAGCUCGUGGUUAUCGAACCGUUCCUAUCCCUAGAGAGACGAUAUAUGCAGACGAGUCUUUCGAUAUUGCCUCCUUCAGCCGACUGAAAACCCUCAUCAUCCCGGCUCUCGGGGCAUCUGCCAUCUCAGACAUCAUCCGACAGGAUUUCGCGCGUGCACUAUUGGGCUCCUCCUUCGUAUACAUGCCUCAACGAUUUGAUCUUCCUGUUAAAUCCCUGAAAGAUAAUCCUCUUGAAGGGCUAUAUAACAUCCGCCCCGGGAAAACAUUUGACACGCCACCGACAUCACGAAUCAGAAUGGCAUACGCUGUAACCGACACCUUGUUCGAAUUGGCGUCGUCGCCUUCAGCUGAGGAUUCAAAACAGGCUUCAUCGCGCAUCGCACUCGCUCGUUCCAUCUCCCCAUAUCUUAUCCUCCGGUGUGCCGUGUCCUUGAAAGGCUAUAUUGCCGACCAACCCCUCCGCGGACUCAUGCCUCAACCCACCCUUGCGCGAAAGGUGCUCUUGCAUCUCCUCACGGGCAUGGUGCAUCUACAGAGCGAACCAUCCGCCGUUCCUCCCCCACCGAUGGCUAUGAGUGGGUCAGUCUUGCCGACAGAACAAUCCGCGUCUAGUGAGCAGAACCAUAAAAAGCAUCUCGAGUGGAUUUAUCCUCUCGUUGUACGGGCUGUGCAAGUAGCAGGGAGAGAAAAAGAUGAUGGAGAAUUACUCCAAGCUCUUGGGAAGGUGUUACAUGAGGUCGGAGGCUUUUAAUGACUAAUAUAUAGACCCUGGCGCAGAAUCACGGUAGUUAUUGCAAAUUCUAGAGUCUGAAUUUCAGGAUGGUAACAUUCAAUGUCUACUUUCGUUCCUACAGUGAAGGCAUUGUCC